Molecule: messenger RNA, 922 nt
Organism: Drosophila albomicans
Lineage: Eukaryota; Metazoa; Arthropoda; Insecta; Diptera; Drosophilidae
Gene: Xrcc2
Exons: 1
Coding region: 144-875 (243 amino acids)
Biological process (GO): double-strand break repair via homologous recombination; DNA strand invasion
Cellular component (GO): centrosome; replication fork; Rad51B-Rad51C-Rad51D-XRCC2 complex
Molecular function (GO): four-way junction DNA binding
Source: RefSeq, a predicted model, not a curated record
CAUAUUGUGUGCAAAUUGUAGUCAGGGAAUCUGGAAGAGAUACAGUAUUUGUUUUUUACCGAUAUCUGUUUUUAUCGUUAUCGUUGCGAUCUGGCUAAACAAGAGUCAAACACAAAUUGUAAUAAAAACAGAUAUGAUAAAUAAUGGAUAUCACUAGUGCCGCAAGUAUUUAUUUACACCAAUUGGGUGAACGGCGUCCACGAAUCUCCGAUCUCAAUGCGAGCAUAUUUCCAAAUGGUGGUCCGGAACCGUCGUCACUAGUGGAGAUCUCCGGUAACCGAAAGAGCGGUAAAACUUUGCUCUUAAUGCAACUUGUUGCCCAUUGUCUAACGCGAUGUGAUGUUGUUCUUCUCAAUACGAGCAAUAAAAUCGAUUCUCAAUUAUUUGGAAAACUUCUUAAAGAUGCUAUCAAAGCUUCCAAUCCAAAUUCCACAACUGCUGAGCUGGAGAAAAAGUUUGAAGCAUGUAUGGAAUCAUUAGAAAUUGUGAAUUGUUUUUCAUCCGCCCAACUGGAAAUGGCGCUAAGAGCCUUGGAUCAUUAUAUGCUGCUCGAGAACGAGCGAAUUAGCCUAAUUGCCGUGGAUUCACUUUGCGAGUUUUAUUGGCUCGAUCUUGGUCCAGAGGAGCGCCAACGCAAAUACACCUAUUAUAUGUAUUCGUUAAACAAUUUAAGGAAAAUUUGCAACAAAUUUUAUGUUAGCUGUAUGUACACAAUAGACAGCAGUUUUAAUAAAAAUGCGUAUGAGUCCUCGAGGUCCAUAGCUGUGGAUCACAAAUUGCAUUUGGCGCACUUUACAACUGGAGUGCGCACUUUGAACAAUAAAAACAUCUUAAUAAGCGAUAAAGGCGUGGAAGCUGAUGAUGAAAAUAAAUAAACAACCACCGUUUACUUGAAUAUUUUACUUUAGCGUGACCAAAAAAU